GCCAACAAAGAGUCAUUCACACCCCUUACUUGAAGUCUUUCUUGACAGAAUCCCUAAACCGAUCAUGGUCCAUUACAUUCGGUUUCUGCGCACACCACAGACCAAUGUCGGCAAGAAGUCGGUUGACAUCUCUGCUGUGGUCGCCGUGACUACCGAUUUGGGCGAUUCCCUUUAUCCCCUAGAUGCUGACCUCAUCGUAGAGGUUGUAGAGACUAAUCGUCCUCAUGGAGUGCUUCAUACACAGACUAUCAAGUGGCAGGCUACUUCGAGAGCCCUCAAAUUCGUUGCGGGUUGCCCGGGAAAGUACAUGUCAAGAUCUGCUCGACUCCAUGUGACGACCAACGAGACAGCAUCUACUAUUGCAUCUUUCGGGAUUCCCGAGAUCCUUGAUGUCUGGAGUCCGGCCUUCGCCAUGGUUGAUAGGCAGCGAACUGAACCUAUUGUCGAACGGCAGCUGCUCUUGCCCAACAAAAGCCGAGUCUGCAUGUGGGAAGAAACGGGCGACAGUAUCGCGCGACAUAUCUGGGAUGCUAGUCUAGGCUUCUUGAUGUACUUUGCCAAAGCCUUCAACCCUCCGGCGGUCGAUGGUGUUACCAAAUUCACCGCUCUGCUGACAACCAGCAAGACGAGACAUUUACGGGUUCUGGAAUUGGGGGCUGGCUGUGGCAUUGUGGGCAUCGCUUUCGCUCAAUCUGUCAAGUGUGAUAUGCUCCUUACCGACCUGCAAGAUGCUCAGGAGAUCUUGGCGAGCAAUGUAAAGUCUGCGGCGCCGCUGGCAGGAUCUAGUGUCCAAGCAGAGGUGUUGGAUUGGGCUUCGGGCCUUGACGAUAGUUCCAAUGUGAAUUACGAUCUCAUCUUGGUUUCGGAUUGUAUCUACAACCCUGACAGCAGUGUCCACUUGGUAGAGACUUUGAGGCAGUUGGCCACUCGUGCACCAAAUGUGCUUGUGCUGGUUGGAUUCAAAAGACGACACGAAGCCGAUACAAUUUUCUUUGAACGGAUGCAAGACACCGCCUUCCAACUCACAGAAACACUCAAUAUUGCAUUGCCUCACACAAUCACUGAUCAAGAUGUGGAACAUCCCACGAUCGAAUUCUACACCUACGUUUAUCGACCCUCGGAAGGAUGA
This is a messenger RNA of Exophiala oligosperma, 1129 nucleotides long. RefSeq lists its product as uncharacterized. Lineage: Eukaryota; Fungi; Ascomycota; Eurotiomycetes; Chaetothyriales; Herpotrichiellaceae. The transcript is spliced from 2 exons. The record is from RefSeq and is a predicted model, not a curated record. The coding region runs from base 65 to 1129 and encodes 354 amino acids.